CGCGAGCUGAACGUUCGCCAUAUCGUCGGGACUUGUCGAGAGUGCUGGCUGGUGAAUUACGGCGCGAUACGUUGCUGCGCUCGGCGAGAUCGAGCUCGCGUAGGCGCCGUUCCGUCGAGCUGACGUUCGUCGAACCUCCGGACGACCCGUUCGAGCCGUGGGGCUCGCGACACCCCGUCGCACCACGGAAACUAUUGUACGAAUCGAGAUAUAACAUGGAGCUGGCUAAGGAAAAAGCGAAAGCUAGUACGCAGGCCGCUGUUGCUGAUAAAAGUAAAGCAACAAAGGAGCCAGAAGUAACGGACGCGGAGAAGAAGAAACACGAGGAACGCAAGAGCGUCUCCACCGGCAAGCCAAAGAAGACAGUCGCGAAGAUCAAGAUGAAGAAAGCUCGGAACGUGGGCGAGACGAGUUACGAUCCCACAAAACUGGAGGACAGUCCGGCCCAGGUGCUGGAACGUUUCAAGAGAGGCUGCGAAUGCGUCGACGAUCAGUGCUUCAAGGACCUAAAUCCCGAGGUGGUUUAUCGGCACAGGCUAAAUAUCGCGGAGCUAACUAAGGCCGAGCACGACAUGUAUUUGAUGGGCGUGACAAUGGCCUGUCUGACGGAUCCCUAUCAAACUGCCCGUCACACGGAGCGACGUAGAUUACGCGCGCAGUACGUUUAUCAGGGGCGCAGGGUCUGCCUGGACGCUUUUCUGUACUUGGAGAACUGCACGCAUUAUCAGAUCAAGCGGAUCCGGAAGCAUCUGAUGACGCACGGCGUGACGCCGCGCGUGCACGGCAAUCACGGCAAGGUGCCGCACAACACGUUCUCGCUGGACAUAUACAAGAUCGCGACGGAGUUCCUGAAGAGCUUCAUCGAGGUGCAGGAGACGAAGCAGAAGACCAAGCUCGCCAAGAACGCGCCGUUGCACCUGCCGCCGGACGUCACGCGGAAAACGGUUCACGAUCUGUACACGCAGUACUGCAAGAAAGUGUCGCCCAACGUCAAGAACAUGGGCUACUCGACGUUUCGGCGCUUCAUGAAGGUGCAGUUCCCGCAGGUGAAGUUCGCCAAGCUCGAGUUCGUCGUGAGAAAUCAGAGCGCGCAGAAUCACUGCACGGCCGAGCCUGACGCGAGAGACGAUACGGGCCAACGGAAAUCGCCCAAGUCGGACCUGGAGGCGAAGGGUGGCGCGAUACUGCCGUUGGUGAUAACCGGCGAUCUAGGACAGAGCGAGACCUACGUGCUGACGCCUAUCAGAAAAUUGCAGGACUGCACCGUGAGUUAUCAGGUCACUACGCGCGGGCUGGUAGUUAACAGUCCUGCUAUCACCCUGUCGAAAACGAAAGCGGUGUAACGUGGAAGACUUGUGAAAACAAAAUGUGAAAAUAGUUUUGUACAGAAUAUAUGCAUGUGAUAUAUAUGUCUGCUCUGUGAGGCUCCAAUCCCUUCCGGGUCUUAAACUGAGAAUCCAGUAAUAUAUAUAAUAUGAGAAAUAUGUAUGAUAAUCCCUUAAUAUAUACGAAAUUAUAUAUACACAAGUAUAUAAAGAACGUAACUUAUGCCUGUAUUAAAUACAGUUUUGUUAAAAUAUAUCUCUUGUUAUAUAGCAUUUUAUUGAAGACAAGUAAAUAACGUUUUAUCAAAAACCUGCAUGUAACGAUAACUGCACGAAAUAUUCCUACGACCAAUAAAAAGCAUUUAGCCAAAUGUUUAUAGAUAAUAUAUCCACAGAUAAGACUUAUAUCGUAAUAGAAGCGACGCGAACGUUAAUUACAUUAUAUUUGUUAAAAAUAUAUAGUCUAUCUCAUUUCAUGUAAUAAAAAUUUUUUCUUUGAAACUA
Temnothorax curvispinosus is the source of this 1829-nucleotide messenger RNA. RefSeq lists its product as uncharacterized. The transcript is spliced from 3 exons. The record is from RefSeq and is a predicted model, not a curated record. NCBI's taxonomy places the organism in Eukaryota, Metazoa, Arthropoda, Insecta, Hymenoptera, Formicidae. The coding region runs from base 216 to 1343 and encodes 375 amino acids.